This is a messenger RNA of Fusarium poae, 918 nucleotides long. RefSeq lists its product as uncharacterized. The record is from RefSeq and is a predicted model, not a curated record. The transcript has a single exon. NCBI's taxonomy places the organism in Eukaryota, Fungi, Ascomycota, Sordariomycetes, Hypocreales, Nectriaceae. The coding region runs from base 1 to 918 and encodes 305 amino acids. Gene Ontology annotation, molecular function: oxidoreductase activity.
AUGUCAUCUCCAUUCAAAAACAUUCUCAUCGUCGGAGCGACAGGCUCUAUCGGUGCUAUUAUGCUGAAUGCUCUGACCAACGAACCUUCAUUCAAAGUCAGCGUUCUGCAGCGUUCAUCAUCCAAGGGAAAGAUCCCCACCAACGUUCGGAUCAUCACUAUCGAUGAUUCGUACCCUUCUGAUGCACUCGUGUCUGCAUUCUCCGGUCAGGAUGUUGUCGUCAACUGCAUGACAUCCUUGGCCGUCAGCGACCAACUACGUUUCGUUGACGCUGCAGUCAAUGCCAAGAUCAAACGCUAUGUUGCCUCAGAAUACGGUCUUAACAACAACAACCCCGACGCUAGAGCCCUGAAUUCAGUCUUUCGUGAGAAAGGUGAAGUCCAGGAUUACCUCCGUUCCAAAGAGUCUACGGGCUUGGAAUGGAUGGCUAUCGCUUGCGGUAUGUGGCUGAAAUGGAGUGCGCGUAACAACUUCCUCGGAAUGCACCUCAAAGAGAAACGGUUCGUGCUCUGGGACGACGGCAAUGGCUGGUUCAGCACCACUACCGAGGAUAACACCGCAUUGGCAAUGGUGAACGCUUUGAGCAAGAAGUGGGAGGAGACGAAGAACAGGGUCGUGUGGCUAAGUGACUUUGCUAUCACUCAAAACAUGCUCCUCGGGGCCAUUGAGCGUCUUGGUGACGAGAAAUUGACUGUCGAAAGAGUCGAUAGUAGUCAGCUGAUCAAGGAGAAGCAGGCCGCUGUAGCGGCGGGAGACCCAUAUGCUAUAUACUCACUGAUUGAGACAGGAUUUGUUACCGGCAAGUUUGGAGGCCAUCUGGAGAAGGAAGGGGAGAUUAUGAACAGCAUAUUGGAGCUACCGAAGAAGGAUUUUGAUGAAGUCGUCAAAUCGGCUCUGCAGGCUGUGGUGGGGGUGUAA